This is a messenger RNA of Penicillium angulare, 3792 nucleotides long. RefSeq lists its product as uncharacterized. Gene Ontology annotation, cellular component: chromosome, telomeric region. The record is from RefSeq and is a predicted model, not a curated record. Gene Ontology annotation, molecular function: DNA binding. Lineage: Eukaryota; Fungi; Ascomycota; Eurotiomycetes; Eurotiales; Aspergillaceae. Gene Ontology annotation, biological process: telomere maintenance. The transcript has 2 exons. Bases 1 to 3792 code for a protein of 1263 amino acids.
AUGGAUGCAGCCGACCGACCUUCGGCACCAAAUGCGCUGCCGCAACUCACCAAGGUUCCGAUCGCUCAGUUGUCACCUACCCUUGAGCAGAGCGAGGGAAAAUGCAUCGAGGCAGCUGUAACCCUCGUAUGGCCCUACUCGUCUUCAACAAAAUCCUUUAGUCUAUUGCUGGCUGAGCCCGACUUUCGCCUACGACGUUCGCAUGGUCAAGUGAAGACGAUAUUUCAUGGGCGCGCCGCGGAGAAGCUCGCAGCAUCGCACGUCGGUAUCGGUGACAGUGUCCGUGUCGCGUUGAAAGGCUCAAACUACGUUGCGAAUGACACGGCGACACAAACACCUGGGAGAUAUGUCGCGUGGGAUGUACACUUCGAAUCUGAGCUGUCACUAGAGGUCAACCGAUCGUCGAAAGAUUCGCUUGCGAUAUUCAUUGAGGAACAAUCAUUUUCACCCCAUGAUUCCGAGCAAGUUCCGCCCUCCACUCCUCGUGUCACUUCUAUAGACCCCGAAAGCACAACGGUCGUUGGACAAACAUCAUGGGAUUCACCAGCGUUUUUGCGCCCCAGGUCAAACCAGUUUGGGGGUGUGCUCCAUGCCUCUCUUAACACGUCUGCGGAGGAAGACGGAUUCGUGCCGGGUAAGGGAAGAAAACGGCCGAGGUACAGCUUGAAACGGGAUGAUUGGCAUCUUGUGGAGGAUCCCAUGAGCCCACAAGAGAAGGACGAGCCCGGGUUGGACUGGUGGGAAAAAGACUCAUGGGAAAAAAUGUCGGAAGAGAACGCAGAUGGUGAACAGGAGCCCGAGCAUGUCGCAAGUGUUGGGGAUGAUACUCAGAUCUCAAAUCCCGAUGUGGAUGCCAUGGAUCACACCAGCUCCGCACACGCGUCUCGUGAGCCUUCUCCUGUCUUCAUAAAACCCUCGAUGGAUAUUUCUGGGGGCAUUUUUGGAAGACAACCUUUACAAUCAAACAAUACGAAUACGCCGUCCGGACCAAUAGCACCCUCUUUUCAAGAUCGCUUAAUCCCAGCAUCCCAUUGUGCUACAGAUACCCCACAACUUCGACCAAUACCUUCACCAGGACUUCCGAUUCCAUCUCCUAUUGUCUCAAAUUCAAAUUAUUCCGAGGGAUAUUUCUCGGGCGUACAUCUUCCUUCACAAACGUUGAACGGUGACAGCGUAGCUUUGGAGGCUGAUGCUAGUGUCGCUUUUCCCGAACUCAUCUCAGUCACUAGCAUACCACCUACAACCCCCUCAAAAGAAACCUCUAUAAUAUCUGAAGUUGCAGAGGAAACCUAUCAAAACAAUGCAAGCACCUUCGCAGGAGCUGACCUGAUAACUGGCCAGUCUACAUCACCCUUUACGCAGACUAUCGAGUCGACAAGUAUCAGUGGUGGUUUGCUACCGUCCCAGCCUGGAAUAAUCAUUUCGUCAGAAGAUGUCAGAGAUGCAACGAUUGAAACUCCUUUUGGCUUUGAAUCUGUUGAAGAACAGCAUGCAUCAUUCACGGAUGACCAGACGGAAAUCCAGCGGAUGGGAUUGCAUGUUGCUCAAGAACAAAUGGGAUUUGAACAGGAGUCAUAUAUGGAGUACAGGGAAUAUACCCAGCCCAGCUCAGCAUCAGGUGUUGAGGCUGGUCCCGAGGACUAUGAAACUUGCGAAAACCCGGACAUCGCACUAUCUACGCACAAUGCCGUAGACACAGAAGUGCAUGGAGAGUCACAUGAAGUGCCAGCCCCUGAGAGCGGCGAUGAAAAAUAUUAUGACGAUGAUGAUGACGAUUUUUCGGAUGCAUCUCAAGUUCCACAACCCCAUGUCGCACCCGGCUCCAAUGUCAGUGACAACGAAAGUCUUGAAUCUGAGGACGAAUCCAUCGACUACGAAGAAGAUGAGCGCAUGGCGACAAAUUUCGAUAGUCGCGAUGACGAUGACGAAGAUCAAUGGGACGGAUUUUCAGAUGAUCAGUCCGAGGCUGAGGAAUUACCAAAGCCACCGCCCGCGCAACCCGAAGUUAUUGUUCUGGAUAGUGACAGUGAAGAUGAACUUACUUCUGACCAGCCGAUGAUUCCUCAAUCUAUGCAUGCGGAUCAUAAAAAACAUCAAUAUUCGCCUCCACAAUCGCAAUCCGAAGAUCAAGAAUGGGGUUCAGGUGAAGAACACGUUGACUCGGAGUCAGACGCUGAAGAUGACGACGAGGAUGAAGAGGAUGGCCAUGAUAGGUCCACGAACAUGAAUCUAAAUGAAAGAGUACACGAGAGUGAUAAGGAGGAUGAAUCGUCGGUAGAUGUGCUGGCCCGAGAUCACAAUAUUGAACAACCUUGGAGCCAAGGAACUUCUGUAUAUGGUGAUCAUGAUGAAAGGGAUGCACAGUAUACGGGAUCCGUGGCAAUUUCAUCCAAAGGAUAUCAGUCCGAUGAUGUUAUCCACAGCAGUGUUAACACCGGAUCGGUCAUCGACCUUGAUUCUGAUUCUGAUGAGCAAGCUAGUCAAGCUGAUCCAUCUACUUUUCCUCGAGAGGAUUCAGCGCCAGCCAGUCGGAUCGAGAAGGCUUGGUCCACCAAAAUUAUCCAUACAUUAGACGGGGCAGGCGAUCACGAUUUAGAUGAAACAGCAUCGCCCAUGAGCGUGGAAGAAGAGACUAUCCAGAAAGACAUAAGAACCACCCUAGUGAAUUCCGCUGAUCAUCAAAUUUCAACACCUGGGCCUACUCAAGAAUUUGUCACCGGAUCCCGAAAUGCUGUGAACAACGAGGAGAACGAGGCUAUUCACAGCGAAGUUGUUGAAGAUGUUGAAAACAUCCAGGAAUCUUCCACCGACCCAAAUGCCCCUUCUACCUCGGAAGCUGAUGCUGUAUCAAUCGAUAUGCAUGUUCUCACAGAUGCCCAAGUCGUCUCAUCGCAUCAGGAACAUACGUCUAUGUCAACGGACGCUCUAGAGCCUCUUCCGAAUGAAAGCCAUGCAGGUGACAUCUUCGUUGUAGUACCCACCACCACUACUCGACCUGAUGAACAACCCGAGGCACCACAAGAUCACCCGCUAGGAGUCCCGAAGGUCAUCGUUACCCAACUACCCGUGCCUGAUCGUCAUGCACAUGGGCUGCGCAGCAAAUUGUCAUACUUCGCUCCCCUUGCCACUCUUGUCGACCACUACGGAUCCCAAAUAGAUACCCUUUCAGUUGUCCAUGAAACGUCCCCAAUUGUCAAAGCGACUGCUGGCUCAAAGGACUAUUUCAUGACGAUUCAACUUACCGACCCAUCCAUGGCUGGUACUCUCCUCCAAGCCCAGAUCUUUCGACGGUACAAGUCUGCAAUGCCAACGCUGGUCGAAGGGAGCGCAGUCUUGCUCCGAAAUUUCAAGGUCCACAGCUAUGAUCAUUCUAUCAUGCUAGUUAGCGUUGAAUCCAGCUCGUGGGCUGUCUUCGAUGGAUCUGGGCCUGAAGCACAAGUGAAUGGUCCACCUGUUGAAUACAACUCAGAAGAACGAGCGUAUGCAACUGGCUUGCGAAAUUGGUAUGCCGAAAUUGGUACGCAUAUGGUUGCCGAUCACCAACUCCAAACAUCUAUCCAGGAAGACGAUAUGGAUAGAGAGGGCAGUGCCGUAUUGAGCGAAACUGGAAGCAUGGACUCAAUGUCUCGUGAUCCGACAUCCUCGGCCAGGGGCUCGCGACGUCGCAAGAGCUACCGACGGGUUACCAUCCAUGAACUGCGAGAUGGUCGACGCUACACCGAGGUUGGGUCACCGAGCACCAAAGAAAGCAUUCAUGAGUUACGUGACGGUACAGUCUAUGCUAAUCUGUGA